This is a messenger RNA of Myotis myotis, 938 nucleotides long. RefSeq names its product gem nuclear organelle associated protein 7 (gene GEMIN7). Gene Ontology annotation, cellular component: SMN-Sm protein complex. The coding region runs from base 246 to 641 and encodes 131 amino acids. Gene Ontology annotation, biological process: spliceosomal snRNP assembly. The record is from RefSeq and is a predicted model, not a curated record. The transcript is spliced from 3 exons. NCBI's taxonomy places the organism in Eukaryota, Metazoa, Chordata, Mammalia, Chiroptera, Vespertilionidae. Gene Ontology annotation, molecular function: RNA binding.
GCCCGCCCGCGACCACGUGGGGCGGCGGCGGCCGCGGCGGAACGCACGCUGGGCGGCGCGCGGCCCGCCCGAGCCUCUGCCGCGGGGACGCCGGCGGAAGUGGGGGCGCCGGCACGCAGGCCUCGGAUGGUCUGAACCUUGCUAACACCAUCUCCCCUGGCCUGACGGACAUCAGCUGGUCGUCCUUCAGGAUCUACCCAAUCCAGAGCCAGUAGCUCUUUGGUCCGUUAUCAGCAGCCCGGACAAUGCAGACGCCACUGCCCAGUCCUGUGCCCGUGCUCCGGCUGCCCCGGGGCCCCGAGGGCUUGAGCAGAGGCUUUGCCCCCGAUGGACGAAGGGCCCUCCUGAAGCCAGAGGUUCCUGGAACCCCGGAGUCUCCUGUAGUUCACGAAUGUCAGGAAUCCCAGGAACAGCGGGCCCGAGCCCUCCUCCGGGAACGCUACCUCCGCAGCCUGCUGGCCAUGGUGGGUCGCCAGGUCAGCUUCACCCUGCAUGAGGGUGUGCACGUGACCGCCCACUUUGGAGCCACUGACGUGGAGGUGGCCAACUUCUACGUGCUGCAGCUGCAGACGCCAAUAGGCGUGCAGGCGGAGGCACUGCUCCGGUGCAGUGACAUUAUUGCAUACACCUUCAAGCUGUAAAGACAUUGUGGGCCCAGCCAGGUUCCCAGGCUUCCAGCAGUUCCAGAUCUCUGGGCCUCAUAGAGUUCGGAAUUCCCUUGGGGUUUUGGGCCAAGCUCCAAGCAACUGACUUCUUCAGGUCUCCAGUGUCUCCAGUAAAAUUCUGCAACCCCACAAGUUCUAGAUCGCAUUGAAAGGAAUGCUCUACCUCACAGAACUUUACACUCGAUAGAAAUGUGGGUCUUGGGGCGGUUCCCGAAGACUGGAGGUGGGUGGGGCCGGGGAGGGGGCAGUGGGAAUAAAGGAAGGCAAAUUGCA